Molecule: messenger RNA, 1147 nt
Organism: Acomys russatus (golden spiny mouse)
Lineage: Eukaryota; Metazoa; Chordata; Mammalia; Rodentia; Muridae
Gene: Tsen15
Product: tRNA splicing endonuclease subunit 15
Exons: 5
Coding region: 130-651 (173 amino acids)
Biological process (GO): tRNA splicing, via endonucleolytic cleavage and ligation
Molecular function (GO): nucleic acid binding
Source: RefSeq, a predicted model, not a curated record
UGGUCAGAGGGAGUGGCCGGACCAAUUCUCCUCCUUGUGUGCGCGGCGGGAAGCGGAACUCCUGUGCUCAGGACUCGGCUCCUGGCCGGGCGGGGUUCACGGUGCACCACGGCUGUCUGUGCGGGCAGCAUGGAGGAACGCAAAGAUUCCGAGCCUACCCCGGGCUGUAGCGGCCCUGGCCCGGGUCCGGUUCGCGGUGGCGGCGGCGGUACCCACACGUGGGCUCCCGAGGACGCCUGGAUGGGCACACACCCUAAGUACUUAGAGAUGAUGGAACUAGAUAUAGGAGAUGCCACCCAAGUUUAUAUAGCAUUCUUGGUUUACCUGGAUCUCAUGGAGAGCAAAAGCUGGCAUGAAGUAAACUGUGUAGGAAUACCAGAACUACAGCUCAUCUGCCUCCUUGGCACUGAGAUAGAAGGGGAGGGGCUACAGACGGUGGUGCCCACACCCAUUUCUGCUUCCCUCAGCCAUAACAAGAUAAGGGAAAUCUUGAAGGCUUCUAGAAAAUUGCAAGGUGAUCCAGAACUGCCGAUGUCUUUUACUUUGGCCAUAGUGGAGUCAGAUUCCACCAUAGUCUACUAUAAACUUACCGAUGGAUUUAUGCUGCCAGACCCUCAGGUCAGUUUUGAAGGAACUGACAGGAAACAGUGAUGGGAGAGAAAGAAUAUUUCUCUUAGAAGAUGACAGCUGGCCUUUUUGGUGCUGAUUUUCUUCCUGAAAGUUUGGAUUUGAGGCCCAUCUGCCUGCUUCGUCUUUUAUCUCAGAGGUAGUCAAGGUGACUCAGCAAGUCCAACUCAUAAGCUUUCUUUUCAGAAUAAAACCUUCUCAGACAGAAGAGUCUAUAUUGUUUGCAAAUAUAGAGUAUUUAGUCUAGAACAUUCUGAUCAGAGACAGUACAUUUGCAUGAAGAUUUACACCAAGGAUAUGGUCAGCAUGGUGGAACCUGUACAUGCCUCUGCCAUCCCCCAGCUGUAGUCAAUAGACAUGUAUCCAUGAAUGGUACAGAGAGAAUGCUACAGUGAAGAAAUGGACACAAGAGCAUUACAGUGUGGUCAUGGAUGCAAAUGACACACCGAUAAAAAUAGACAAUCAAAUCACCAACUGUGGUCAUACUAAGAUGGCAGGGCAGUAAGUGGAUGGCUUUGCC